Aspergillus ruber CBS 135680 is the source of this 1827-nucleotide messenger RNA. RefSeq names its product S53 family peptidase. NCBI's taxonomy places the organism in Eukaryota, Fungi, Ascomycota, Eurotiomycetes, Eurotiales, Aspergillaceae. Gene Ontology annotation, molecular function: tripeptidyl-peptidase activity; serine-type endopeptidase activity. The transcript has 2 exons. Gene Ontology annotation, biological process: proteolysis. The record is from RefSeq and is a predicted model, not a curated record. Bases 1 to 1827 code for a protein of 608 amino acids.
AUGGUUUCAUUUGCUUUCUUGUGGAGGCCUAUGUGCCUUUUCCUUUCAUGCUCACAGACUACUUUCCCGGAGAAGUCUAGUCAUCAAAUCGUCGAACAGCUUUAUGGCGUGCCAGACGGCUGGACAGAAAAUGGCGUGCCCUCACCAUCAGCGCCGAUAAAGUUUCACAUGGCAGUAAACAACGACAGAAUGGCAGAGUUCGAGCAAAGGGUCAUCGAUAUCGCUACUCCUGAUCAUCAGCUCUAUGGCCAGUUUAUGACACGCGAUGAGGUCGGAGAUUUUCUGCGUCCAUCAGAUGAUACUGUGGAUAGGAUUAUUGCAUGGAUGAAAUCGGAGCGUGUGCCCAACAAAUCAAUCGAGAGACAUGCGAAUUUGAUCACAUUCACGGUCCCUGUGUCUCAGGCGGAGGAUAUGCUCAAGACACGGUUCCACAGCUUCCGCAACGAUGUUAGCCAGGAAACCACAAUUAGGACGCUGCAAUAUUCCGUGCCACAAGAUAUCCGUGAUUCUGUUCAAAUGAUCCAGCCGACGAUCAAAUUUGGACAAUCCAGUGCCCAGGGUGCUCAGGAAAACCAACCAGACCAGGAGCUUGUUGCUACACGCUUCGAUGACUUGAAUGUCAACUGCUCAACCACUGUCACCACCAAAUGCCUCCGGAGGUUGUAUGGUAUCUAUGAUACUGAAGCGAAACCAGAUCCACGAAACAAGCUUGGUGUGUCUGGAUUUUUGGAUCAAUACGCCCGCUACGACGAUUUCCACACCUUUAUGCGCACUUACGAACCCGAUCACACUGAUGCCAAUUUCAGCGUGGUUUCGAUCAAUGGUGGCCGCAACGAUCAGAACUCUUCUUUUAGCAGUACUGAGGCAAGCAUGGACAUUCAGUACGCGGCGGCACUUGCCUAUAACACCGAUACAACAUAUUACACAACAGGAGGCCGUGGCCCCUUUGUGCCAGAGGUCGACCAACCCAACGUGGGUAGUUCUGCCAACGAGCCCUACCUGGAGCAACUCCACUAUCUUCUCAACCUCCCAGACGAGGAUCUUCCUGCUGUUCUGUCAACCUCAUACGGUGAAUAUGAGCAGAUUAUCCCCGCAUCUUACGCAAACAUCACCUGUAACAUGUACGCCCAGCUCGGAGCACGUGGAGUUUCGGUGAUUUUUGCAAGUGGUGACUCUGGGGUUGGGGGAUCCUGCGUGUCCAAUGACGGCACCGGACGGACAAGAUUCAUGCCAACCUUCCCAGCCACGUGCCCUUUUGUCACAUCUGUCGGUGGAACGUUUGGGGUUAACCCAGAGAAGGCUGUUGGUUUCUCUGGGGGUGGUUUCUCGGAAUACUUCCGACGUCCGGCAUACCAGGAUGAGAGCGUUCACGGCUAUCUCGAUCAACUGGGUGACAAGUGGGAAGGCUUGUACAACCCAGAAGGAAGAGGAUUACCUGACGUUGCUGCCCAAGCCAGGGGCUUCGUCUUUGUAGACCAUGGUUAUUUCACGAAGCUUGGUGGCACAAGUGCUGCCGCGCCUGUCUUUGCAGCUAUCGUCUCCCGUCUGAAUGCCGCUCGUUUAGGGCGAGGACAAGGCAGAAUGGGUUUCCUUAACCCGUGGCUCUACUCGCUCAACCAUACGGGUCUUACAGACAUCUUGGAUGGAGGAUCAGUUGGUUGCACCGGAUACUCCGAUGUUGGUGGCCGUGCAUCAAUCGUGCCACACGCUAGCUGGAAUGCCACACCUGGUUGGGAUCCUGUCACUGGCUUGGGGACCCCAGAUUUGAAUACUCUCAUUAAAGUCGCGUGUUCAGGGCACAUGAUGAGAAAUGAUAACACUCAUUGA